Python bivittatus (Burmese python) is the source of this 1439-nucleotide messenger RNA. Lineage: Eukaryota; Metazoa; Chordata; Lepidosauria; Squamata; Pythonidae. The record is from RefSeq and is a predicted model, not a curated record.
AUGCCGUCGGUCAGCAGCGAGCGGGCCGCCCUGUGCGCCGGCUGCGGGGGGAAGAUCUCGGACCGCUACUACCUCCUGGCGGUGGACAAGCAGUGGCACAUGCGCUGCCUGAAGUGCUGCGAGUGUAAGCUCAUCCUGGAGUCGGAGCUCACCUGCUUCAGCAAGGACGGCAGCAUCUACUGCAAGGAGGACUAUUACAGGUACGGAGCGGGGGCGAGAUUCUCGGUCCAGCGCUGCGCCCGCUGCCACCUGGGUAUCUCGGCCUCGGAGAUGGUGAUGCGCGCCCGGGACUCGGUUUACCACCUGAACUGCUUCACCUGCUCCACCUGCGCCAAGAUGCUGACCACCGGCGACCACUUCGGGAUGAAGGACGGCCUGGUGUACUGCCGACUGCACUUCGAGGCGCUGCUCCGGGACGAGUACCAGCUGCACUUCAACCACGCCGAGGGGGUAGCCGGCAAGGGCCCCGCGCUGGGCGCCGCGGGGGCCCCGCCCUUGAACAACGGGGUGGGCGCCGACCAGAAGGGGCGACCCAGGAAGGGGAAGAGCCCGGGCCCCGGUGCUGAGCUGGCCGCCUACAACGCAGCGCUGAGCUGCAAUGAGAACGACGGGAGCCCCCUGGACCGAGACCAGCAUUACCCCAGCAAUCAGAAGACCAAGCGCAUGAGGACGUCCUUCAAGCACCACCAGUUGCGGACAAUGAAAUCCUAUUUUGCUAUUAAUCACAACCCAGAUGCCAAGGACUUGAAACAGCUCGCGCAAAAAACGGGUUUAACCAAAAGGGUGCUCCAGGUCUGGUUUCAGAACGCGCGAGCCAAGUUCCGACGGAACCUCUUACGCCAGGAGACCACGGGGGUGGACAAGGCCUCCGACUCGGCCCUCCAGGCAGGCCCCCCGUCAGGACCAGCUUCGGAGAUCUCCAACACCUCCAUGAGCCCAUCCAGGACCCCCACCACCCUAACAGACUUGACGAACCCUAGCAUGCCCUCGGUGACCUCUGUCUUGAGCUCGGUGUCCGGCGGCUUGGACGUCCACGAAUCCCGCAGCCCUUCACAGACAACGCUGACCAACCUUUUCUGAUGACUCGAUUCCGUGGGUCGUCUUCUUUUUAAGGAAAGAAAUUAUUCUUAGUCAAAUUCCAAAUGUAUUUUUUAACUUGGGAGGUUCUCACAGCUGGGCUGCAGCGUUACCGUCCGUCGCGUCGAGUCCGGCCCCGUCUGAAAGCCACCGCGGAUUUGAGGAGUGACUUGGAAUCACAACUUGCCACACAACAUUUGUGUCAAUGUACAGUUUUAUGGACUGGGCCAGGGAAAUGGCAAUUAAUUUAAGUUGGCUAAAGCUUGUGUAAUUUUCAAAGACUGCCACGUGCCUUAUUUACUGUUCAUUCCCUUUCUCUACCCCGGCCUUUUUCUCUCUGUAUAUUUAUGACCACGGCAAAA